Molecule: messenger RNA, 2829 nt
Organism: Diatraea saccharalis (sugarcane borer)
Lineage: Eukaryota; Metazoa; Arthropoda; Insecta; Lepidoptera; Crambidae
Source: the annotation of a GenBank genome assembly
AUGGAGAACAGUACAUAUCCUGGAACUGACACAGAAUACAGUAACACGUGUGAGCUCCAAUCAAAUACAAGUCAAGGAUUAAAUUUAGUGGAAAACUGGCUGAACUUAACAAUUGAAGAUGAGAUUUCACGAGGUUCAAAACUUCGAAAUGAAAAAAGUAGAAACUGUCCCCCCCGAACAGAAUGUCGACUGGUGGAUAUAAAUAAUUCAAAAACAGUUUACGACCGAAAUCUUAAUUAUAGAGCGAAAUCAAAUUCAAGAUGUUGGACGCAACAGUCUUCUUACGGCUAUAACCCACAAGCUUUUUCCUGUUCCCCAACUCGUACUCUCAGUAACAAAAGUAAAAGUGCUGCAAGAUGUUCACUGAGAAUUGCAGAGCUUGCUGUGCCGACAAAAAGGCAAUGCAUAGAAACAUGGCGGACCAAAUGCGAUAUACUCCCGCCGUUCAUGGUUGAAAGAUUAAAGCAACAAGUAAUGGACGAAAAACCUUUAAUACACAUAACCGAUGCCGUUAACUGUUUCAAGAGGACAAAGUCUAAAUCUACGAAAUCAUCAAAAAGACAAAGAACGUUUGUUCGCGAUAAUAAAAUAAACAAUGAGAGAAUGUUAGAGUUGAGAAAGUUAUGCGCUAUAUUUGGCAAAAAAAUUGCACAGAAGUUGAUAACACCCCAAAACAUAAAAUUAAACCCAGAAUUGGACAAAAUCUCGAAAAUUGUUGCGGAUGAACUUGCUAAUAUAAUGAAAAGUGGCAAAGUAUAUAACGAUAAUGUUGGAAAUAAAAUGCAAGCUGAAAUAUCUGAAAAGAUUGCAGUUUGGGUCGGAACUAUUUUGGAAGAUACGACGUAUAAAUUAUUAGAAGAAGACCUAAGAGACUUAGAAGAAGAAGAAGGUCCCGUAUUGGAUUUUAUCGAUGAUGUUAUCGAUAACGUUAUGAAAAUAUGUAAUCCGCAACUAGAAGGCAUUGUUCUGGACAACUAUUCUGAAAAUAAAUCACAUGCAAGCAGUGAGGAUCGAGAUAUGAAUAUUGCAUCACCACUGGCUUUAGAAAAUAAUGAAUACAAUACACCUUUUCUACACGAAAAUAUUCUUAACGAAACGAAGGAUAAUAUAACAGAUAAUAAAGGAAAUUCAAAUAAUGUAACUACAGGUCAAAUUCAAAAUGAAUUCAACAAGAAUAGUGAUACCAUCAUCACUGAUGAUUCUAAUAAAGACGAACCCAAUAUUCAACUCGUAAAUAAAAGUGGAAUCAGUGAUGUAGUUGAUAAAGAAACUAUCUCCGAUACUGAUGAAAAUGAGGAACAGCCACAUAGUAAUAAUGUACAAAUACAAGAAAACUCUGAACUCAAAUCAAUCCCUGAGAUAAUACAUUUGGAUGAUGAUACUGCAGCUUUAGAAGGUUUGAGCCUUAAUAACUUGGAGGCGUCGAAGUUGAAUAAAGUGAGUGAUGUAGUUGGGAUAUUUACUGAAGAGUCUUAUGAUGACAAGGAUAAAAAAGUUCAAUUUUCAGAUUUAGAUUCGGGAAUUCGAGGCAGGAAUCAACAAUUAAAUAAGAGUGGGUCUCAAGCCCUAGUACAACAAAUCGAUACCGUACCCUCAUUAACUUCUGCACAUAUUAAGCCAAAAAUAGUACUCUCACCGCCGAAUAAAAAUUUGCUAAGUGACUUAGACGAAUCAUGGCCAAAAGACUUAGUUAAUCCUGUUCCCAAGGCCACCGCAAAUAUCAGUAGAUCUGUCACUUCGCUAGGCAAUAUCGUAGAAAAUGAAGAAAAACUUUCUGCCAUAAUUAUAGAAAACGGAUUACAAAAGGAUUUAAAAUCUAUUUUGGAUAACAAUCUAUCUAAACCAGAUUAUGAAGAAAGGAAUGCAGAUAAAAAAUAUGGAGAAUUAGCAAAAGAUAAAAUAACAAAUCAAAACUUGGAUGACACAGUAGUGUCACCAACAAAUAGAUCACAAGAACAAAAGGGUGAAUACAAAGGUAAUGUUCUUGGUACGUUGAACGAAUCAACUAAUGAAUUAUUUAUAAAACCAUAUGAAACUGAAGCUGGUAGAACUAUUGGAAUAGUGGACAAAGAUAGAAAUCAAAAACAUGACGUACCCAUAGAAAGUUCUGCAAAUGACAAUAAUGCUAAUGCACCUCAAAAAGCUCGUCUCUUAUCCAUAAAUGCAAGUCAUCCAAUAGAAAAGACUACAAAAUGCGAAGAAAGCGGAACAAGCGCAACAAAUAUUAUAUAUCAGGCAGUUCAACAGAAGAUGAAUUCUUCUUAUACUCUGCCAGGACAUAAGUUUGAUUAUAAAGUCAACCCAAACACGCUCCCAUCGUGGCUAAGGCACGACCGCGGAAGAGGUGAACCGAGUGAAGAUUCAAUCGAUGGACAAUAUACGAGUAAAAAAAAAUUAAAAGAAAACGAAAUACGCAUCUGGUGUAAAGAUUUAGAACGGAUGUUCGCCAAUUUGGACUUAUGGAAUAGCUGGUUAGAAACUACAUGCAAAAAUAUUUUAUUUCUAAAACAAAAAAGAGAUUAUUCUGAAUUAUCCAAAUCACUAAUUACACAUACAAGAAGAAAAUAUGCUAGAGAAUGGUUGACAUUAAAGAAAAAUAUUGACAAAGAUUCUAUUUUGUGGACGAAGAUGAAUCAACGAGCGAACGAUAAAUUGCAAAAUUACAAAGCUAGGUGCUCAUUGGAAGAAAAAUCACAAGCACAACCGCAUCCGCGAUUUAUUUUUAAUAAUAAAAUGAUCAUGGAAGCAAUGGAAGACAUAGAUAGAAUAAGCUUCUGGAUUCAUAGAUCGGGCAGCGUUCUGAGCUCACUUUUAUACGCAUAUACGUAG